Messenger RNA from Eurytemora carolleeae, 1267 nucleotides. RefSeq lists its product as uncharacterized. The coding region runs from base 18 to 554 and encodes 178 amino acids. The transcript has 5 exons. The record is from RefSeq and is a predicted model, not a curated record. NCBI's taxonomy places the organism in Eukaryota, Metazoa, Arthropoda, Copepoda, Calanoida, Temoridae.
AAAAUUCUCAUGAAAGCAUGUUGGCAAUACUUCUUAUAGCUAUACCAGAUCAAUACACUUCCGCUUAUAUGACACAUUUUAGUUUUGUAGAAAAGAACACAAUGCUGAAAAUGUGGAUAGAAAAUCUGGUUCUGUUUGGUUUGAUAACAAUUUCUUUACAGGAUAAAGAUCUCCAACCACCGACUGUUGUAAGUGAAUUAAUAACUGUGAGUUCUGACAUGACAUGCCACAUUGUAAGAAGUUUAACAGCGUAUAGUUGGAGAAGAAUACCUAUUGUUGAAUGCCUGGGACGGAAAAAAAGAUCUGCUACAAUUGAAGAUUCUCCUAGAGAUACCGAUAACGGAGAUAUUCUUCCUUCAAAACCGUACAGUGAAAACAAUUCAGCUGAUCUUGAAUCUUCGAUUGAACGACAUCCAAGGUUUUCUCUUUAUUACAUGACAACACGUACUAUAACGACAUCAACAUCAACAUCAACAUCAACACAUUAUACAGGAACAGUAACUCUGGAGUUAGGAAUAUGUACUCCUGCUAAAUAUGUAGCUUGUGGACGCUAAUAUACAGUUUAUUUAUAUUUUACAUUAAUUUGUUGUUUAUUUUGAUUUUUUUACUCCAGAAGUGAAAAAUAAAAAGAAUAGUUUGAAAUACAUGCCUUAAGCUUAAAGGUUGGUAUACAUUUUAUACUCCCUUUAAUUCCUACCGAAUACUGAACAAUAAAAAUAAAAAUAUCAGAAUUUAUUUGAUACCUAUAAAUAGUUUAUAGAUUCUUUGCAUUAGACUGAAAUUAUGACCCCCGGAAAUAUCCGUCCUCGUAGUUUAUGUAGAAAUAAUAAAAACGUAAUUUAGCGUCUUAAAGGUAUGGAAAGAAUCCUGAUAUUUUAUUCUAUAAUACUCCACUCCCAGUUCAAUAUAACAUACCUAGCUUAGAGGGUACUCUAAAAUGAUUGCAUGUUGUUGCAGUCCAUUUCAAAAUUUUAUACUUAGACUUUAUUUGAACAAUUGUAUGCUUUUCAUAUACUCUUCAUCCUCUACAAGAUGUACACAUACAUAUAUUGAAAAAGUUGUAUAAAGGUGAACCUAGUUUCUGGUCUAUUGACAUCUCACCAAUAUCCAAUAGAAAUAUCUCAACAUCAAGCAUACACAUAUAGUUUACUACUCUGCUUAGACAACUAAUGUUUACAUCCCUAGUUUAUUUUCCAGGUCUAUAGACUCUAGCUGGGAUCAAGCUUGGUUUCAUAAUCCCAGCAAUCAUUAGCUUUUUAUUUGCAGA